This is a messenger RNA of Prorocentrum cordatum, 1726 nucleotides long. The record is from the annotation of a GenBank genome assembly. Lineage: Eukaryota; Dinophyceae; Prorocentrales; Prorocentraceae.
CCAGGCCUCUUCGUCAGGGUGGACGUGGAGCACAGGGCGCUGGGUGACCCGAGCAAGAUCGUGAAGGGCCAGGUGAAGGAGCUGGGGGGCGACCAGCCCCUGGGCAAGCUCACCAAGAAACAGGUGGAGAAGGGGGAGGCGGUGCUGGACAAGAUCGACGCGCUGCUCCAGGCUGGGGAGGACCCGGGCUCCGCGCAGCUGAUGGCCGUCUCGGCGGAGUACUACACCCUCAUACCGCACGACUUCGGGACCAAGCUGCCUCCGCCCAUCAACACCGCCGAGCUCUUCGGCACGGAGAAGGCGCUGGUGCAGUUCUACUUGCGCAUGGGUUUCGAAGAGUUGGGCGGCGAGGAGGACCUCAUACCGAUCGAUGGCGUCAUGAAGCUGCCAGUGCCCAAGACGCUCGGCGACGCCGCGAAGAACGUGUGCAAGCCGAGCGACAUCAAGAGCUGCAACACCAAGGGCAAUGCCCUUCACAAGAAGAAGGCUGGCAGCCCAGAGAAGCCGGUAGGCCCAGAGAUGUACGGGUCGAUCCUCCUCUACACCUCGAACGCCAUCUACAAGGAGCUGAACAAGGCUCUGCGCGACGAGAAGCGUGAGCUGGUGCUGAAAUACUACCCAUACCUGCGCCUGCUGUUCGAGGCCUGCGACCGGUUCCCGCAGAGGAAGAAGACCCUGUGGCGCGGCGUCGGCGUGGACCUCUUCCCCCAGUACAAGGUGGGUUCCACGAUCAUCUGGUGGGGAGUCUCCAGCUGCACCUCGGACGAGAGCGUCGCCAGGAAUUUUAUGGCUGGAUGCGGCGACGGUGCCACUCUGCUUACUGUGGAGACGGAGACCGCAACCGACAUUGCAGAGCUGAGCUUCUUCGCCAACGAGGCCGAGAGCAUCUUGCUCCCGGGCACGAAGCUGGAGGUGCUCAGCGCCCAGCGCAAGGGCGGGAAGUCCGAGAUCAAGUUGAAGGAGGUCGGUCGCGUGGUCAGCUGAUCUGACGUGGCAGCCCGCGCCGCGUCCACGAGCGGCAAGGCGCAGGGCGAUGAAGCACGCGGCUCUGGUAGCUGUCGCGCGCUCGCGCCUUCCACAUGGCGCUCUAGCGGGCUUCUGCAUGCCAAGCGGAGCCUACGCUUGCCGCACUCCUGCGCCGCAGGCUGGCCUGUGAAAUUUCCAAGCCAGCUGGCGCACAUCACUUGUUGUGUUUGCCUGUAGUUGCGGAGCUAGAGCUAUUUGAACCCUCUUACUGGCUUGCUUUAGACUGUCUCAGCUGACAGUGUUCCUCUACGCCAGUAAGUUUUUCCAUCCGCGAGUGGUUACGCGAACCUUCAAGCCGUAUUGCUAGGACGGGUCAUGUGUGCAACAUAUAUGCACCCGAAUUGUAUUAUUUCCCGGCCCUGCACAGACGAAUCGGUGCGCGCGUAAUUUCGAAGAGCGUGCCCUAUCUUCGUUCUAGUCUCAUGUUCGUUUCAGUCCGCUGCCGUUAGCUUUCUUGCCUGCACGUCGUAUGCCAUUGUUUGAGCAGGGAGUGACAUGCCGCGACUGGGAAUGACUCAUCCUGAUUCGCGCUGUUUGGCUGUACUUGCUUGCCUGGCUCCGCUCUGAGCCUGUGCUCAGAACGGCACCUCGGGAGAGCCAGCGGCAACCGCUUCGUCUGGGGGGGGGUGCUCCGCCCGCAGCUCGGGCUUCUCGAGCCCACCGCCGACGAUCCUGAUGCUGCGCGGAUCUGGGCUGUGUG